AUGGGACCAGGAAAUAAAACAAGCAUCUCAGAAUUCUUCUUCACAUUUCCCAUAAAACAAGAGCAGCAGCUGUUUAUCUUUGGGCUAUUCUUAGGCAUGUAUAUGGUCGCUGUGGUUGGGAACUUUCUCAUUAUGUUGGCCACUGGAGCCAAUUCUCACCUCCACACCCCCAUGUACUUCUUCGUCUCCAACCUAUCUUUUGUGGAUCUCUGUCUAGUAUCCACCACAGUUCCCAACUUGCUUGUGAAUAUCCUGACCAACAGUGAAGCCAUCCCCUAUGCUGGCUGCCUCACCCAGAUGUAUUUCUUCUCAGUCUUUGCUUGCAUGGACAAUUUCCUCCUUGCUCUGAUGGCCUAUGAUCGCUUUAUGGCCAUUUGUCACCCCCUGCGCUAUGCAACCAUCAUGAGCCCGCAGCUCUGUGGUCUGCUAGUUCUAUUGUCUUGGACUAUCAGUCUUCUAGACUGCCUCAUUCAGAGUCUGAUGGCAAUGCAGCUCUCCUUCUGUAAAGACCCUGAUCUCCCAUUCUUCUUCUGUGAUCUUCCUCAAGUUCUGAAGCUAUCUUGUACUGAGGCCCUUAUCAAUAACAUUUUGGUUUAUUUUACAACUGGCCUGCUGGGUGUUCUCCCCUUCACAGGGAUCCUUUUCUCUUAUACUAAGAUUUGUUCUUCCAUAUUGAGAGUCCCAUCACCUGGAGGAAAGUAUAAAGCCUUUUCCACCUGUGGAUCUCACCUGUGUGUUGUCGCAUUAUUUUAUGGCACAGUUUUUGGGGUGUACCUGAGCUCCUCAGCUACCCACUCCUCCUGGAAGAACACAGUUGCCUCAGUGAUGUAUGCUGUGAUCACUCCCAUGUUGAACCCCUUCAUCUAUAGUCUGAGGAACAAAGACAUAAAGGGUGCCUUGAAGAGACUCAUGAGCAGACCAACCUUCUCCCAGUGA
Molecule: messenger RNA, 936 nt
Organism: Phascolarctos cinereus (koala)
Lineage: Eukaryota; Metazoa; Chordata; Mammalia; Diprotodontia; Phascolarctidae
Product: olfactory receptor 7C1
Biological process (GO): G protein-coupled receptor signaling pathway
Cellular component (GO): membrane
Molecular function (GO): G protein-coupled receptor activity; olfactory receptor activity
Source: RefSeq, a predicted model, not a curated record